This is a messenger RNA of Lactuca saligna, 438 nucleotides long. NCBI's taxonomy places the organism in Eukaryota, Viridiplantae, Streptophyta, Magnoliopsida, Asterales, Asteraceae. The record is from the annotation of a GenBank genome assembly.
AUGGGAGCACGAUGGUUCGUCGCUCGAGUCGCAAUCGGUGGCGGCCUCCGGGAUUCGACUAGAGUGAAGAAGGAGAAGGAUCGAUGCAGCGAGGCGGCUGUGACCUUGGACGAGAAAAAAGAGACGAAGAAGCGGGGCUGCUCAUCUUCAGUCUUGGAAGGAGUUGCGAAGGGAGGGUCUCCGGGGUCGGCGAGGCCGAAGCAACGACGACUGGAAAAAAUAGCGACGAAGUCGAGGUCUUCGUCUUCAACUGAUCAGGGAAGAACCAAAAUCGAAGAAGCAAACAGAGGUGGGGGAUCAGAGUUGCCCAAAAAGCUCCGUCGAGAGAGGGAGAGCCGGCAGCAAAGGGCUGCUACGGCGAUCUCUUUUCUUUUCUGGUUCGAUCGGCAUCAACUCACGAAGGAGGAGGAAGAACUUCGGUCCACUGCCUUUGUCUGA